CCGCCACUGCCCAGUCUGUUUAUUCAUCACGCCGAAAGGCCAACUUGCGUGAUGAAAGUUGUCGAUGGUUUCCUUGGCUCAGCACUGGUUGGGUACGACUGCUCGCCCUCUUUCGCCUCUUCCUCCUCAUCCUCUUCCUGGUCUUCGUCGACGAGCUCAUCAUCCUGCUGCUGUGCCUCGUCCAAGUGACGCUUCAGAGAUAUCAACUCCUGCCAAGAACGACCACGGAUGCAUCAAUUUCUUAAUGUAAAGCUCAGCAAGCGUUGUCACCUCGACGAUUCUGGUGCCCAACAAAGACAUCUGCUCUGCGCGGCUCGUCUUGUCCUCUGCAACACGUGACGUUGCGGAGAGAUGCAUGGGUGCAGGAAGGCAGUGCGAUCCUGUGUCUCAAAGCUCUGUCACCUUCCAGUCUCCUGCUCAUCAGCAUCUCCUUGUCGUGAUCACUCUUCAUCCUGAGGACGGGACAAACACCGAGAGAAGGCGCCUUAUGCACCCACAUUCACUCCCUACCGCAUCUCCUCUACCAUAUUACCUGUUGACGACGUCCGCGAAGCUCUUGCGUUCGUGGAAUAUCUUGGUGCGAAUCCGCUGGUUGUCUUCCCUUAGUCUCUCAUUCUCCUUCUGGGCCGCCUGCAGGCGCGCCCUCAGCUGCUGCUUCUCCGCCCUCUCCCUCUUGAGCUGCUGCUUGCUCGCACGCAAACUCUCUGCCAGCCCCAACUUCCCAUCGACCUGCAGUGCAGACACACGCCACACACGCAUGCAUUCGGUGUGUGUUUGUUUUUCCGUGGGCGUCUUGCAUUGCCGUCUUUUGGCUCACCUUGAGGAAUGUGAGGGCCUCCGUUCUCGCCUGCUGGGCCUGCAUCAGCAGGUUGGCGAGCGACUGGGCUUGCGCGGGGUCGACUUUCGGCGAACCUUUCUCGCCAUCCGGGCUCAAUGCGUCGCUGUCAAGACAGAGGAAGGCAUGGCACGAUGCCACUGCUGAUGCAAUGGCGUGUUUGGUUGCGUCCUCACGUCGUUUGGAUGAUUCCAAGGGUGAGUUCGAGGUCCUCAACCCGCUCUCUCAAUGACGUAUUUUCGCUCUUGAGGCUGCUGACCUUUUGCCGUACGAAGUCAAGAGCGACAGCCAUUUUUGCGGAAGCG
This is a messenger RNA of Vitrella brassicaformis, 1140 nucleotides long. The record is from the annotation of a GenBank genome assembly. Lineage: Eukaryota; Vitrellaceae.